Cryptomeria japonica (Japanese cedar) is the source of this 2996-nucleotide messenger RNA. RefSeq names its product pentatricopeptide repeat-containing protein At1g11290, chloroplastic-like. Gene Ontology annotation, biological process: RNA modification. Gene Ontology annotation, cellular component: intracellular membrane-bounded organelle. NCBI's taxonomy places the organism in Eukaryota, Viridiplantae, Streptophyta, Pinopsida, Cupressales, Cupressaceae. The transcript has a single exon. The record is from RefSeq and is a predicted model, not a curated record. Gene Ontology annotation, molecular function: RNA binding; protein binding; zinc ion binding. Bases 308 to 2689 code for a protein of 793 amino acids.
GGCACUGACCAUUGCAUUUCUUAAGUUCCUUUUUCUUCAUAGAUUUUUUGAACUGCUAUUAUUUUUCUUCAUUUGCGAUUCAGCUUCGUUCUAUGAAAGAAGAUAUAGCACAAAAUUGUGUAUGACCACCUUCAAAAAUAAAAUGAAGUUGAAAAGUUUGAUUGUCAGCUAUCAUAUCUGCAUCAAGGGACGCUCCAGGCUUACCACUGGCAAUGCCAUUAUGGUAGGCGUAGACUGAAAAACCCUACACCACUUACAGUCAUAAAAUGCCCUUGUCAUUCACUACCCAUCUAAAUCUUACAGCAUUAUGUUGAGGGAGGCGCUGCACAUUCUGCUGACUAUACACAAACCGCCUGUAGGCAAUUCUACAUUUUUGCAGACCUCUAUUGUCAAGAACGCGCUUUCACAAGAAAAAAAAGUCCACUCUUUCAUCGCUCAUAGGCGAUUUGCCUUCGCUACACGCUUAACUUUUCGUAAUAAGCUUAUUUACUUGUAUGGCAAGUGCGGAAGUUUGGUGGAUGCUAGAAAAAUCUUUGACCGCAUGAGAGAACGAGAUAGUGUCUCAUGGAAUACGAUUAUUGCAGCAUACAGAAGACAUGGGUAUCCGCAAGAGGCAAUUACAUUGUUUCAUCAUAUGCAACAAACCGGUUUCCAACCCGAUCAGGUUACGUUUGCCAGCGUACUCCCAGCCUGUGCCAAAAUGGGAGCUUUGGAACAGGGUAUGGACAUCCAUCAAAGCAUAAAAGAUAGAGGAAUUUUGUCAGAUGUAGUUGCAACUGCUCUGUUAGACAUGUAUGCAAAAUGUGGAAGCAUAGACAAGGCACGGGAACUAUUUGACGGAUUGCCUCAAAGAAAUGUGGUUUCCUGGACUGCAAUGAUUGCCGGAUAUGCACAAAAUGGAUUUGUUGAGAAGGCUUUAGAAACUUUCAAGCAAAUGCAAUCGGCAGGUGUAAAGCCAAAUUUCAUGACCAUUGCUACUAUCCUCCCUGCCUGUGCUAAAAUGGGAGAUUUGGAACAGGGUAUGGACAUUCAUCGAAGCAUAAAGGAUAGAGGAAUUUUGUCAGAUGUUGUAGUUGCAACUGCCCUGGUAGACAUGUAUGCUAAAUGUGGAAGCAUAAACAAGGCACGUGAACUGUUUGAUAGAAUGCCUGAAAGAAAUGUUGUCUCGUGGACUGCAAUGAUUGCUGGAUAUGCACAAAAUGGAUUUGUCGAAAAGGCUUUAGACACUUUCAAGCAAAUGAAAUUGGCAGGCAUAAAGCCAAAUUCCACAACCUUUGCCAGCAUCCUCCCUGCCUGUGCAAAAAUGGGAGCUUUGGAACUGGGUAUGGACAUCCAUCAAAGCAUAACGGAUAGAGGAAUUUUGUUAGGUAUUGUACUAGCAAAUGCCCUGCUUGACAUGUAUGCAAAAUGUGGAAACAUGGACAAGGCACGUGAAUUGUUUGAUACGAUGCCACAAAGAGAUGUGAUCUCAUGGACUGCAAUGAUUGCAGGGUAUGCACAAAAUGGAUUUGUUGAAAAGGCUUUAGAAACUUUCAAGCAAAUGCAAUUGGCAGGUGUAGAGCCAGACUCCACAACUUUUGCCAGCAUCCUCCCCGCCUGUGCCAAAAUAGGAGCACUGGAACAGGGUAUGUAUAUUCAUCAAAACAUAAAGGAUAGAAGAAUUCUGUCAGAUGUUAUAGUUGCAACUGCUUUGGUAGACAUGUAUGCAAAAUGUGGAAGCAUAGACAAGGCACAUGCACUGUUUGAUAGAAUGCCAGAAAGAGACGUCAUCUCGUGGAAUGCAAUGAUUGCAGGAUAUGCACAAAAUGGAUUUUACAAGGAUGCUUUUAAAAUGUUUGAAUCAAUGCAGCACUCUGGAAUAAAUCCUAACAUUGUAAGCUUUGCUUGUGUUCUAUGUGCAUGCAGUCAUGCAGGUUUAGUGGAUGAGGGCUGUGCAUACUUCAAUCACAUGAGUAACCUUUACUGCAUUACACCUACAGUUGAUCAUUAUGUAUGCAUGGUUGACCUUCUUGCCCGUGCUGGCUAUCUUGAGGACACCCUAAAUUUUAUCAUUAAGAUGCCUGUUAAAUCUGUGGUGGUUGUGUGGAUGUGUUUUCUUGGUGCCUGUAGAUCACAUAUGAAUAUAGGUUUAGGAGUAUUUACAGCAAUGCUGCUUUUUGAUUUGGAUCCUAGAAGUGCUGCAACUUAUGUUAUUCUUUCAAACAUCUACGCAGAAGUGGGCAGGUGGGAUGAAGCUCAAAUGGUAAGGAGAUUGAUGAAAGAUAGAGGAAUUAAAAAGAUCCCUGGAUGUAGUUGGAUUGAAAGUCAUAAUAUGGUACAUGCUUUUUGUGUGGGAGAUAGAUCACAUCCACAGACAAAGGAGAUUUAUGCAAAGUUGGAGAAAUUGGCUGGGGAGAUGAAGGCAGCAGGUUAUUUUCCAGAUUCAAAACGUUUACUUAAUGCUGUGGAAGAGGAGGAAAAAGAGUUAUUUCUCUGUCAUCAUAGUGAAAAAUUGGCAAUUGCAUUUGGUUUGUUGAUUACAUCUUUUGGAACAACUAUUAGAAUUGUUAAAAACCUUCGAGUAUGUGUUGAUUGUCACACUGCAACAAAAUUUAUCUCCAAGAUUGUUGCAAGAGAAAUUAUUGUGAGAGAUGCGAGCCGUUUCCAUUAUUUUAAACAGGGACAAUGUUCUUGUGGAGAUUAUUGGUGAUACUCAAUGAAGCAAUCUGAAAAAUAGGCUUGCAUCUGGACCAUGCUGUUGGCUUUGUAAAAUUAGAUGCCAGAUCACUGCUUAUAAACAUUGUUGAGGUAUCUGUCAAAGAAAUGUUUUAUGAUAACAUGGACUUUUCAUUGAUUUGUUUUCACAAGACCUGUAUAUAUAUAUGUGAAUGAAAAAUUAGAAGAUGGAUAAAACAAACGGGGAGGAAUACUCCAAGAAAAUGAAAGAUGCUAGACCAGUAGAAAAUUGGAGAGGAAGGCUCACAAUUAUUCUUAUCAUUUUUCAUUUUGUAUUUUGU